AAUUUUCGCAUUCAUCUUUUUGACCCGCGCUGAGAAGGUUCAGUUGUAAAUAUUUUAUUGUAAUACAGUUUGUGUAUAACAGUUCUAAUUCAAAAAUGGCGACAGUGAUUCUAAGGAGUAUAUUUUUUGCAUAUUUUUUAAUUUAUGUCUUCGGUGGUGAGAUAGAAUUGGAGGUACAGAGUGCUGGCGUCCUGAAAAUGUUGAGGGAUAUGAUGAACCAAUCAGCUGCCGAAUCUCUUAAUUUGAUAGCAAACGCUACGUCUAUAAGAGAAAAUAUAACAGACACUUUUAGCUGUGAAAAUCGAACCUACGGCUACUACGCAGAUGUUGACAAUGAGUGUCAACUAUUCCAUGUCUGCGUUCCGUCACAAAGUCCAUCCGGUCGCAACACCACUUACAGAUACAGUUUCAUCUGUCCGGCUGAGACUAUCUUUAACCAGGAAGUGCUGGUAUGCACAAGACCAAUAGAUUCGAUCCCCUGCGAUGAAUCACCAAACUUUUACGACCUAAAUAUGGAAAUAGGUAAAAUGGUGGAUCCGGAAAUAAAUAAAGAAAAUCAGAAUAAAGAAACCGAAAUGGUAGCUGUUAAAAACAAGAAACAAACGAUACGCAGGAAACAGAACAUAAUAAUGGAGGCGUUGAUGAAAGACGGUGAUGAACAGAUGAAGGAGCUAGAAGAAUUAUACGAGGGAGAGAAGAUUAUUGAAUUGCCAGAAGAACAAGAGAGAGUUGAGGUUACAUACCAACCAAUAGCUCCAGAAACCAUCAUAACUAAUGCUAUGGAAACACAAGCGAUUAUAAAUCAAGAAAAUGAAAGUAGGCCUCUUGAAAUGAAUUCAGAAACCUUUGAGUAUCAAAUGCCAGCUGAAUCAGGAAAUGAGAGACUCGGAUCAGAGAGAAGCAUCAAGAGAACUGGACGAAAAAUGUGGAGAGGAUCUUUAAAGUUUAGAUCUGAUGUCUGAUAAAUAUUGACGAGUGAAAUUGCUUCGCUGUCUGUUGUAAAUAGUCAUGAAUAAUUAAUACACAAUGAUAUUAUAA
Danaus plexippus (monarch butterfly) is the source of this 1038-nucleotide messenger RNA. RefSeq lists its product as uncharacterized. Gene Ontology annotation, cellular component: extracellular region. The transcript has 4 exons. Gene Ontology annotation, molecular function: chitin binding. The record is from RefSeq and is a predicted model, not a curated record. Lineage: Eukaryota; Metazoa; Arthropoda; Insecta; Lepidoptera; Nymphalidae. Bases 96 to 962 code for a protein of 288 amino acids.